CUGCAGGAGAAGCACAGGAUUUUUUAGCUCUCUUGGCAGAAAAAUGAAGCCUCUGCUUGGAACCUUUUAUAUCUUGGGGAUGCUGGUUCCUGGAGGGCUGGGAUAUGAUAGAUCCCUGGCACAACACAGACAAGAAGUUGUGGAUGAGAUAGUGAGUCCAUGGAGGAGCCUGGAGACAUAUUCCUAUAACAGAUACCACCCCAUGGAGGAGAUCUAUCAGUGGAUGAGUCAGAUAAGGGAGAAGUACACAGAAGUGGUGACACAGCAUUUCCUAGGAAUGACCUACGAGAGCCGGCCCAUGUAUUGUCUGAAGAUCAGCCAACCAUCCAAUAACCCCAAGAAGAUUAUUUGGAUGGACUGUGGAAUUCAUGCCAGGGAAUGGAUUGCUCCUGCUUUUUGCCAGUGGUUUGUGAAAGAAAUUCUGCAAAACUAUAAAGACAACUCAAGGAUAAGACGGCUCCUUAAGAACCUGGACUUCUAUGUUCUUCCAGUUCUUAACAUAGAUGGUUACAUCUAUACUUGGACAACUGAUCGGCUUUGGAGGAAAUCCCGUUCGUCCCAUAAUAAUGGCACAUGUUUUGGGACAGAUCUCAAUCGAAAUUUCAAUGCAUCCUGGUGUAGUAUCGGCGCAUCUCACAACUGCCAAGAAUUAACAUUCUGUGGGACAGGACCUGUGUCUGAACCAGAGACAAAAGCUGUUUCCAGCUUUAUAGAGAGCAAGAAGGAGAACAUUGUGUGCUUCCUGACCAUGCACUCUUAUGGGCAGCUCAUCCUCCUGCCUUAUGGCUACACCACAAAUAAACCAAGUAACCACGAAGAACUGAUCCAAGUUGGACAGAAGGCAGCAAAUGCAUUGAAAGCAAAGCAUGGAACCAAUUAUAGAGUUGGAUCGAGUGCAGAUAUUUUAUAUGCCACAUCAGGGUCUUCAAGAGACUGGGCCCAGGAUAUCGGGAUCCCCUUCUCAUACACGUUUGAGCUGAGGGACAAUGGUACCUAUGGUUUUGUUCUGCCAGAAGCUCAGAUUCAGGCUACCUGCGAGGAAGCCAUGGAGGCUGUGCUUUCAGUCCUGGAUGACGUAUAUGAGAAAUACUGGCACUCAAACAGCGCUGAAAAGGCGACGUCUACUGCUGUGGUGCUGAGCUUGCUAAUGUCCUUCAUCUCUCUUCUCUAAGCGCAUCCUCCCCAGGGCCGCUCAGCCCCAGUGAUGUGGACAGGACCACAUGGAAGGUGUUUGUGGUUAUGGUGGAGCCAAAUAAUUUAACUAGAAAUACUUCCUAUUUCAAUAAAGAGGAAUCAUCUUUGUA
Messenger RNA from Camelus dromedarius (Arabian camel), 1304 nucleotides. It is a transcript of the gene CPO, whose product is annotated as carboxypeptidase O. Gene Ontology annotation, biological process: proteolysis. Gene Ontology annotation, molecular function: zinc ion binding; metallocarboxypeptidase activity. The transcript has 9 exons. The coding region runs from base 44 to 1171 and encodes 375 amino acids. NCBI's taxonomy places the organism in Eukaryota, Metazoa, Chordata, Mammalia, Artiodactyla, Camelidae. The record is from RefSeq and is a predicted model, not a curated record.